Saccostrea echinata is the source of this 1155-nucleotide messenger RNA. RefSeq lists its product as uncharacterized. Bases 1 to 1155 code for a protein of 384 amino acids. The record is from RefSeq and is a predicted model, not a curated record. The transcript is spliced from 6 exons. NCBI's taxonomy places the organism in Eukaryota, Metazoa, Mollusca, Bivalvia, Ostreida, Ostreidae.
AUGGUGGGCGAGCCAGAGAUGUAUACACCUCUGGGGACACGUAUAGUAUCCUUACUUUACGGGGAGACAUUUAUGACGGUCCAGAUUUUCCCAUCCCUUCGUGAUGUUGGUAGAACUAAGGGAUUAUGUGGUACUCUUACUGAUGAUUGUAAAGACGACUUCCUUAAAUCGGAUGGAACAACUUUUACGAAUGGUGAUACAGCAAGAGAAUGUAACACACUUGGAUUGACAGAUUAUAAAUUUCGUCCGGAUGAAUUUUCAUAUUCAUGGAGAGCCGAUGAAGGGAAUAAUCUUUUUAAGGACGAACCUACAUUUGAUGGAAAUCACUGGGCUGCCAACAAGCAGAUUUGUAUAUGUCGAAAAGACAAUAGUGUUGUGGACGGAGAUGAGUAUAUAGAUUGUUCGUCAAGUUCUGUCGUUACUUGCAACAGAGAAGAGGAAGUGAAAACUCCACAGACAUGCAGCUCACUCUUUCAAAGGACGUGGUCGGCUCCCUUCAUACAAAAAUCAAGGACAAAAAGAUCUCCGUAUAAAACAUCAAGAGAUCUUGGUAAGUCGAUAGUAUGGACGGAAGCUGAAGCGAUAGAACAAUGCAGAUUGUUUAUGGAUAAAUCAGAAUCUUUCAAAAUGUGCAAAGAAAUUCCAAACGUUGAUCCUACCAUAGCAAUCAACACUUGUGUUCUAGAUAUCCUGCUAACAAAUUCUACUCAGUGGAUGAUAAAUGCUAGAGAAGGUAUCAAGGGCAAAUGCUUAGCGGAAGUUAGAGUAAAUGCGACAUUGCAAAAUGAGACUGAAAGUGGAGGAGCUUCCAUCGCUGAAAUAGUAAAAAAUGCUAGCUGCAUUAAUGAUUGUCUUGAACGGGGCCGCUGUGAAUACGGAAGCUGUGUUUGUGACGACGGUUAUGGCGGGGGUGAUUGUGGGAUAGUCUUAUCCAUUCCGCCCAUCAUUUACGGUAUGAUUGACAGUGGAUUAUGUGACAUAAGUUUGGUGCCUUGUACGGAAGCAAAUCUUGAAGGGGAUGGCUUUACUAGCGAAGGAAAUCCAAAUUGUAGAAUUAAGAAAUUUCAAGUAAUUGUGUUUUAUUUGAAAGCUUCUCUUCAAAUACAUUUUCAGAAACAAACAUUCUGUUGUUUUAAUAUCAUUUGUUUAUUGUAG